Messenger RNA from Chlamydomonas reinhardtii, 5575 nucleotides. RefSeq lists its product as uncharacterized. The record is from RefSeq and is a predicted model, not a curated record. Lineage: Eukaryota; Viridiplantae; Chlorophyta; Chlorophyceae; Chlamydomonadales; Chlamydomonadaceae. The transcript is spliced from 6 exons. Bases 162 to 5045 code for a protein of 1627 amino acids.
CUCAUAACGACUGCUUUCCAACGCGCGUGUAGCUUGAACCACCGCAAUCGUCGAGCUUGCACGCACGAGUGCAGCAAUACGCACUCCCGGGGCAUGCGAACGUGAUGUAAUCAACUGGUUCUGCCGAAAUGCAAAUGGAGAGAGGCUGAGCGGGCUUGCAUAUGGCCCAAGAGGGCCUGAAGACGUCCUGUCGCUCGCUACAAGCGUCUUGCAGUCCUUUGCUUCCUACCAAUGUGAAAUCCUUUGGGAGAGCGUCGGAGCAUUUGAAUGUGCUCAGUGCUUCUCGGCCCAUCCUGGCGGCUUGGGGCUCGCGGCAGCAGCUGCAGGGGGGCCCGAAUGCCUACUGGGGCAGCCUGAUGUCACGGGCCUGCGGGCUUGGAGAGCCCUUGCACAGAAGGCUGGGUCGGGGAAAUGUGGGCGUUGCAGCGAUUCCCGGACCACGAGCGGACUGCACGCUAUCGCUGGAGCAAACGGAAUACGUGAACGGGGGCUCGCUCCUGAACAGCGGGGGGCCUCCAUCGUGUGCUUCUAUCCGGCUUGGCACCGCGCCAGCGGUGCUGCUGCAUACAGCAUCAUUACCUGCGGAUUCAGCCGAUGCUGGGAGUAGCAUGGUAGCGGGUUCCGGCCAGCGCGAAGCGGCAGGCCACGCGGCAAGUGGGCUUGCGGGGUCGCUCGGACGUCGCCGGCGAGCAACCCACCAGGUACUUGCAGGCUCUAACGGCUGGGCGCCACGCACACCCAGCACCUCAACCAGCUCACCGAUUGAGCUGCUACCUGGCCGGCAUGCGGUGGACGUGGCAGCAGCGCAGGACUCUGCUUGGGGGGCUGGCGUAGUGUACACCCGGGGUGCUGGCUCCUCGCCGGUGGCCACGACGACCGACGGACAGCCAAGUACAGGCAGCAGUACGUCUGGCGCGACAGCUGACACAGUGGCUAGGAGUAACGGUGCGCCUGGCCGCAGCAGCAGCCCUGGGGCUUCGGCCAGCGCAGGCGGGGGCGGAGGCGGAGGCGCCAACUCUAGGGUUGCACCCACUGUGCUGCACCACGCGCUAAGCGCUGGCCCGGCAUCGGCGCCCGCGCGGCGAGGCAUGAACGGAGCUGGCAGCACCACCCGAUCAGGCGGUCAUGAGGCCGCUACUACCACGAAGCCUUUCAAAGCUGCCUCUCCUGCUGCGUCUACCUCGUUCUCAACUCCUUGUCGGCAGCCUGGGCCUCAGCGCCACAGGUCGGGCCCGGGGCGAGGGCAGGAUGCGGAGCAAGGAGAGCUGCAGCGGCGAGACCGGCAGCGGCGAACAGGCCACACCUCAACGACUAGCGCCGGUGCACAGGGUGCGACGGCCAUCCAUACGACAGGGAAGCGCGGCCCUCGGUCACCGCACGCACCGGCGCCGGCGCAGCCUGCCUCGCCAGAGCCACGGCAGCCGCAGCAGGCACAAAGCUCGAGCACCAACGGGAGCGGGUCAAAAGGUUCCACGGCUAGAGGGCGGAGCGGCCGUCACGCGGCGGUCGCCAGCGCGACUGUUGCCGCGGCGGCAGUGGGCACCGGUGCGACGGCCGUGGCAACUGCCUUCCAGCCGGAGGCCCAGUCACCGCAGCGGAGCAGGCAGAGGCGGCUAGGUAGCAGAGAGGAAACGCCAGGGGAAGGCGACGGUGGCGUGGCAGUCCUUGCAGUGCCCGAGGAGGCCUGGGUGGUGGAACGGGCGGGCGAGACGGACGUCACCGCGCAGCCCUCCACUAGUAGCAGCGGCAGCAGCAGCACCGGCAGCGCGGUGCGGCGAAACGGUCGUGCCAUAGCGUCGUACACGGAUGACCUUGACGACGUCACUGUGGCUCUGCCACUGGUUCGCGAGGCAGCGGCGGCGGGAUUGCAAAGCGCCAGCGGGUUCGGCGCCCGGCCGCAGCGCAAGCGCCUGUUGCAGCUCUUCCCUGUGCCGAGGCCGCACCGGCGGAAAAGAGAGGCGCUCGCUCGCGCCGCGCGCGCAGCUGCGUUGGCGGCCGCGACAGCUGCGGCUGCGCGACAGGAAGCGGAUGCGGGUCGGGCGGCUGCGGCUGUGGUGGACAGCCGGGAAUCCCUGAGCGCGGCUCCUAACGGCAGCGGUAGCAUCAAGCGGCGGCGGCGCGGUUUGCACUCCACCGAGGCUGCUGCAGCCGCACCUUCGGCUCUUGACCCGGGGUGCAGCUCCCCGCAGGACCGCUCGCAGGUUCCGGGCUGGUCAGGAGCCGGCAGGGGCCACUCCGGCGAUGGCUGGGCGGACAGCUGGGUGGAUGGGGCGGCAGCAGCGGGGUCAUUCGGCGGUCGGCCCGGCCGCAGGCGGUUCAGCUUCCCGUUCACCGUGUCCCGCACCUCGGACACGCCCAUCCGCACGCUCACGCCCACGCGAUGGCUGGAUCCGUUGCGAGCCGCCACCAGUGGACACAGCUUGUCAGCUGCUACAGCGCAGGCCGCCCGGGUUCCAUCUGCACCACCGGCGGAGGCGGCGGCGCCGUCCGCAGCUGCGGCGCUUGCUCAGCGACCGGCAGGAUCUGACGACGGCACUGCUGCGCCAGCCGUGAGCUGGGAUGUGGCCACACAGGCGGCACCAGCAGCGGCAGUAGCAGAGUCAUCAGCUGGCUCGCUCACGCCGCCGCCGGCGUUGGUAGAGCUGGAGCAGGCGGCGGCUCCCACGGCGCGGCGGCGGCCGUCCACGUCAGCGGCAUCGCUGGCGGCAGUGCCAUUCGAACUGCCAUCGGCGUCCGCGGCCGUACGGCAGCCGUAUGCACUGGCCGUGAAGCCGCCGUACGUGCUGUACGCGGUGGAGUCGCCUGGGCACCGUUACGUCGUGUACAGGUACACCGAUGAGGCUGUGUGGCGCUUUCGGCCCAUGCUGCGCGUGUCCGGCACCGGCACUGGCAGCAAUGGCGAUGGAUAUGUUUCUUCACAGCCGCUGGUGGCUGUGGCAUUGCCCGGCUCGCCAGUGGCAGCCGCAGUGGCCGCGGCCGCCACGACCGCCCCACUCCAGCACCUGGGCCCUCACCUGCACCCGCAGCAGCCCCCACAGCUCAACCGCCACGCCGCACCCGCGGCGCCAGCCGCGGCGCAAGAUGGCAUUGCCGCGUCGGUGCCGCUCACCAGCGGCCAGCAGCAGCAGCAACAACAGCAGCAGCAGGCGGGUGUCGCGCCUCUGUGUGACGGCGCGCUCAGCUUCUUCCUUGCGGAGCAGCCGCCGGCGGACGCGGUGCCGUGUCCGCUCAUGGGCGGCCUCGCGCCAUUGCGGCCCGUGGCGGCUGUUGGGGCGAAGCCGACACCCACACCUGCGGCGCUGAAGACGGCAGCAGCCGGCACGAAGGCAAAUCGUUCGAGCAGCGGCGGCCGAAGCCACGGUAAGACGAAGGCGGCGGCGGCUGUCGAGCAAGUGGCAGCCGGGAGUGCUGUGGUGGCCGCGGAGCCGCCGGCGCAGCAUCUCCUGCGAGAUGAACCGCAGCCGGUGCAGCCGCAGCCGAUGCAGUUGACACGUCCUGGGGACUACCUUGUGCGCUUUGCGCAGCCGCAUAGCCGGGCGCGGCGGCGACAGCCGCAGUUGCCGCCGUCGCAGCUUCAUCAAGCCAAUGCCUCGGCGCCGAUUCCGGGGCCAAACGCUGAGGCGGCGGCAGAUGCCAGCUCUUCUGCUGAUGCUGCAACGGCGCUUGGUGCUGGUGUUGUGGGCACGGGGCUGGCCGCUCCGGAGGCGGUGGCGGUGUUGAAACAGGAGGCGGUGUUGGUGCUGGACGCAAGCAGCUUGCUGGGCUGGCGCGGUCGGGAGUGGGACGCCGCAGCGGCGGCGCUCCGGCGCGUGUGGGACGCAACGCAGCGCGUGCGGCCGGGGCUGCUCGUACUGGCGACCAGCCGGCUCAUGAAGCCCCUGCAGCAGGCCUGGCGCGACAAGCAGGCCUUCGCCCCACAGCCCGACGUGCUGCUCCUGGGCCUAGGCACUGCCAUCGCCUACCGCGUGCCCCGUCCGCCGCCGCCGCUGCCACGCCAACAGCACCAGCAGCCGGAUGGCUGUAGCAGCAGCGGCGGCGGCAGUGGAAGUGUGCCAGCGGUUGGAGGCUGGGCGCUGGACGAGCAGUGGGCGGCGUAUCUCGACCGCUGCUGCGACGCGGCGGCCGUUCGGCGCGCCGUGGAUGCGGCGGUGACCCAGUUCGCAGGCGCACUCGUGCUGCCCCGUCAUGACCAUCAGCAACCACAGCAGCUUACAGGCAGCGCCGCCAGCGCAAGCCGCUCGGCGAGCGCCCCUUGCACGGCCUGCAGCCAGGCUUCUGAUAGCUCCGCAGCCAGCACCAGCGGUGACAGCAGCGGCGGCCGUGACGGCUCACGGGGCCCAGGGCGGCCUGCAGUGUCGUACGGUCUAGAUAAGGCACAGGGCCGGCACAAGGCGAGCCUGGUGGUACACCGCUCGGCGGUGACGGCGCUGGUGGAGGCGGUGCGGCAGCAGCUGCAGGCGGCCAGCGGCCAGGCCGCGGCACGGGCGGCGGAGGCUGCCAUGGCACCGCCGCGGCGAGACGGCGCGCAGCGCCACAACCGCGGCCGUGUCACCGUCAGCGCACGGUCGCCAACGCGCGCCGAUGCAGCAACAACGGCGGCAGCAACGGCAGCAGCAGCAGCGGCGGCGGCGCGGUGCGGGCCGGACGCGGUACAGUUUGUUGUGCAGCGGCGCGGCGGGACGCGCGGCGAGUGGUGCAGCGUGGACGUGAUUCCCGCGGCGGCCGGCAAGGCCGCGGCGCUGUCCCACGUGCUGGGCCGCUUCGGCAUUGCGCCGGCGGCUGUCGUGGCAGCUGGUGACACGGACAGGGACGCCGAGCUUCUGGCGGCGGCGGGCGCAGCUGUCGUCACCUCGCCGCGGCCCUCGCCGGCGCUCCGCGAGUUGUUGCAGCCGCGGCCGUCCGGCGCGCAGAUGCCGGCCGCGACGGGAGUGGGCGGCGGUUCUGCGGGUGCUGAGGCGACCGCUGCAGGCAGCGGCGUGGUGCAAUCUGCUGUGUGUGGGCCAGCGGGAGUGGUCGAGGGGCUGCAGCUGCUGGGGCUGCUGUGAGCGCCGUUUCAGUCUGCUGUCAAAGGUGGUGCGCAGGAUGUGGUAUGCGUGUGUAUGUGAACUGAGGCGUUGCAGGUUAGCGUCUGGCUACUGUAAGGACUGUUGUAGUACUCGCUAGUUUUAAGCAGUUGUCUGUGCACCGUGCCUUGGAGUGUAAAGCAACAGGCAACACAGUAUUGCCGAAAGUUAGGUGCAUAGGGUGAUUUCAGGGGCACUUGCGUGGGCCUGAGUUUAGGUGCACACGUAGACCAUGGAAAUAACAUACAUCUAAAGCCGUGUUGCGUCAGGGCCUCAGCGUAGCCUCCAGAUUGAUAUAGCUGCGGCUAGAUGGCUCGGACAUUUGUGUGCACGAGGGCUGGCGUGCUGGGCGUGCCUGCCAUGCCCGCGCCGGCGAAGGCAGUGGAUGUAGGGCAGGGCCCGACGUGCUAGGGGAGCCAGGGACGGAUAUCCCAGCCCCUGCUUGUGUGUGUGUCUGUUAUUGUGAUGGCGUGUGGCCGCGCGAGUCAGUGGGGCUGUAACAACUCCAUAUG